Messenger RNA from Aricia agestis (brown argus), 1657 nucleotides. RefSeq names its product lethal(2)neighbour of Tid protein (gene Alg3). Gene Ontology annotation, cellular component: endoplasmic reticulum. The transcript has a single exon. Lineage: Eukaryota; Metazoa; Arthropoda; Insecta; Lepidoptera; Lycaenidae. Bases 114 to 1589 code for a protein of 491 amino acids. The record is from RefSeq and is a predicted model, not a curated record. Gene Ontology annotation, molecular function: dol-P-Man:Man(5)GlcNAc(2)-PP-Dol alpha-1,3-mannosyltransferase activity.
CCCGGAUGGCCCGGAAAGAAAGGGCUUGUUGUAAAUAUAGCUAAUAAAAUGUAUUGAAAAGCCUGGGAAAUAGGUCAGGAUUUAUAAAACACUACAAAACAGAGACCUCUAAAAUGAGAGGCGAAUAUCUUCGACAAUCCACUAUGGCAAAUAUUUUUAAGAAAAUACUUAAUUGGAACUUUAUAAAAGGUUUGGUUGUGAAUCCAAAACAGCUAACAUUUGUAGCAUUUCUGAUCGUGGUAGCGGAAUUGGUGCUCAAUAUAUUUAUAGUCGAAAAGGUCCCCUACACAGAAAUCGACUGGAAAGCGUAUAUGCAGGAAUGUGAAGGAUUUCUAAAUGGAACUCUGGAUUACAGUAAGUUGCGAGGAGACACCGGGCCACUAGUGUACCCAGCUGGUUUUGUUUACAUUUAUUCAUUGUUCUAUUUUAUAACAAGUCGCGGAGAAAACAUUAGAUUGGCGCAAUACAUAUUUAUAUUCAUAUAUUUACUUCUACUAGUCUUGGUGUUACGAAUCUAUGUUAAAACUAAAAAGGUCCCACCUUAUGUACUUGUUAUUACCAUUCUGACUUCUUAUAGGAUUCAUUCAAUUCACGUUUUGAGGUUGUUCAAUGAUCCCAUUGCUGUUCUAUUUCUAUAUGCUUCCUUAAAUUUCUUCCUAGACUCUAAAUGGUAUUUGGGAAGUAUUUUCUACAGUUUAGCAGUGUCAAUAAAAAUGAACAUUUUAUUGUUUGCACCUGCUCUUUUCUUCUUUUAUCUUGUAAAUUUAGGAUUAAAAGAGACUGUCAAACAUUUAUCUUUAUGUGGGAUUAUACAAGUUCUUCUAGGUUUACCGUUUUUACUUAAUUCUCCAAAAGCAUAUUUAAAGGGAAGCUUUGAUGUAGGAAGAGUAUUUAAUCAUACUUGGACUGUUAACUACAGAUUUCUAAACAUCACAACAUUUGAGAGUGCAUAUUUUCACAUUGCUUUGUUGUGUGUACAUGUUAUGCUAUUAUUAAUUUGUCUGCCGAUGUGUAUAAAAUACUUCCAAAGUUAUUGUCGUCUAAAAUAUGUCCAGAGCCAAUUCCAGCCUCAAAUUGAUGCAAAAAAUUCGGAACUUGCUAGGAAAUCUAAAAUUAAAAAGCAAGCUAAAAACAAGUCUUCGGAACCAGAUGAAAAACUUUCAAAAGAUCAAAAAGAUUUUUUAAACUCUUUUGAAAAUCUAUUGAAAAAAAAUUCAAGUAGCUCAGGUCAAAAGACACAAAAAAAAGCUAAUGAUCAAGAUACACAAUUCAGCAUUGACUUUGAUAUUCUAGCGCAACUCUUUAUUCUUCCAAUGUUUCUUAUAAAUUUUAUUGGAAUUGUUUGUGCACGAAGCCUACAUUAUCAAUUUUAUUCUUGGUAUUUCCACUCUCUACCAUAUUUGCUUUGGUCAACGAGCUACUCUGUUAUAUUUAGGUUUUUGAUCUUAGCUCUAAUAGAAUUUUGCUGGAAUACAUAUCCGAGUACCGACUUAACUAGUGCCUUGUUACAUGUCUGUCAUCUAUUUGUUUUAUAUGGAGUUUGUAGGAAAAUGUCGAUUGAGCUGAGUGUAGCGGCUAAAGUGCAAUGAACAUUUAGUGAUAAUUUAAAUAAUAAAUUUUGUUGUCUUUUUGUAAUAAAUGAACCUUUUGCAAGAAA